GCCAGUCAGACCAGUUGUAGGUAAUGAGUGACUAGGACGCCCCAUGGCCACAGAGAACGACUGACUGAUCUGCCGAGAACGCGCUCGUCUCAGGCAGCUGAUCGUUGGAGUUUUCCCUGAAAGCUGUCAGGAUGAAAGUCGACAUCCACAGUCACAUUCUACCAAAGGACUGGCCGGAUCUGAAGCAGAGAUAUGGCUAUGAUGGGUUUGUUCAGCUUCAUCAUCACUGCCAGGGUGAAGCAACGAUGAUGAAAGACGGACAGGUUUUCAGGGUGAUUCAGGAAAACUGCUGGGACGCAAAUGCUCGCAUACGUGAGAUGGACCAACACGGUGUGACAGUUCAAGCCCUGUCUACGGUUCCUGUCAUGUUCAAUUACUGGGCCAAACCCCAUGACACACUGGAUCUCUGUGUCCUUUUAAAUGACAGUUUGGCCGACGUGGUGCGUGGCCACCCGAAAAGGUUUGUCGGUCUGGGAACGUUGCCCAUGCAAGCGCCUGACUUGGCUGUGCUGGAGAUGAGGCGCUGCGUGAAGGAGCUGGGCUUCCCCGGGGUGCAGAUAGGCUCACAUAUUAAUAACUGGGACCUGGACGCCUCAGAACUCUUUCCUUUUUAUGCUGAAGCGGAGGAGUUGGGCUGCUCCAUAUUUGUUCAUCCAUGGGAUAUGCAGACAGAUGGGAGGAUGGCUAAAUAUUGGCUGCCCUGGCUAAUAGGCAUGCCCAGCGAGACCACCAUGGCUAUUUGCUCAAUGAUAUUUGGAGGUGUUUUUGAGAAAUUUCCCAAACUGAAAGUCUGCUUUGCACAUGGAGGCGGUUCCUUCCCUUUCACCCUGGGUAGAAUUAAACAUGGCCAUGAUGUUCGACCAGACCUGUGUGCAGUUAACAACAAGAUCAGUCCAGAUAAAUACCUGGGCUCGUUUUACACUGACUCACUGGUUCACAGUCCCACCUCCUUAAAGCUGCUCAUUGAUGUUAUUGGGAAGGAUAAAGUUAUGCUGGGAACAGAUUAUCCAUUUCCACUUGGAGAGCUGCAGCCUGGAUCACUGAUUGAGUCCAUGGAGGAGUUUGAUCCACUCUUGAAGGAUGACUUGCUCGCUGGAAACGCACUGGAAUUCUUAGGUCUGAAACGAGAACAGUUUGAGUGAAAUGAAAGUUUACUCAGUGAGUUGGUGAAAAAGCCCUUAUUUAGUAAAAAUAGAUAUUUAAAUAGAUAAUGCAAUCUUAAUGCUGGAUAUUUUUUAUUUCAGAAGAUUUGUUAUCUUUGAGAUAACUAAAAAUCUAACAUCUAAAAAAA
Molecule: messenger RNA, 1291 nt
Organism: Cynoglossus semilaevis (tongue sole)
Lineage: Eukaryota; Metazoa; Chordata; Actinopteri; Pleuronectiformes; Cynoglossidae
Gene: acmsd
Product: aminocarboxymuconate semialdehyde decarboxylase
Exons: 10
Coding region: 132-1142 (336 amino acids)
Biological process (GO): secondary metabolic process
Cellular component (GO): cytosol; cytoplasm
Molecular function (GO): hydrolase activity; carboxy-lyase activity
Source: RefSeq, a predicted model, not a curated record